This is a messenger RNA of Penicillium soppii, 1323 nucleotides long. RefSeq names its product NAD(P)/FAD-dependent oxidoreductase. The transcript has 2 exons. Gene Ontology annotation, molecular function: flavin adenine dinucleotide binding; sarcosine oxidase activity; saccharopine oxidase activity. Lineage: Eukaryota; Fungi; Ascomycota; Eurotiomycetes; Eurotiales; Aspergillaceae. The coding region runs from base 1 to 1323 and encodes 440 amino acids. The record is from RefSeq and is a predicted model, not a curated record.
AUGGCGACUCCCAAACCCAACUUGGAAUUAGCAAUCCUAAUCAUCGGCGCUGGUACAUGGGGAUGCUCAACAGCCCUUCACUUAGCCCGCCGGGGAUACACCAAUGUCAAGGUGCUAGAUCCAUAUCCAGUCCCGUCGCCUAUUGCUGCGGGGAAUGAUAUCAAUAAGAUCAUGGAGCACAAGGAAUUGAAACCAUCAAAUCACGAUGCUCAAAGCAUCGCUUUUGCUACAUGCACUAGAGCCGCAUUGAAAGGCUGGACCACCGAUGCAAUUUUCCAGCCCUACUUCCAUGAAACUGGCUUCGUAGUCGCAGGACAUACUCCUGAGCUUAUAGAACAUAUCAAAACGGACGAAAUUGACCACUACGAAGGCGAUUUUGAAGCUUUGGAAACAUCCGAGGAUUUCCGUCAAACAAUGCCACCGGGUGUCUUGACCGGUGAUUUUCCAGGCUGGAAAGGCUGGAUCAGCCGAUCCGGGGCUGGAUGGAUUCACGCUCGCAAGGCCAUGGUUUCUGCUUACAAAGAAGCGCAGCGCCUCGGUGUGGUCUUUGUGACAGGUUCGUCGCAGGGAAAUGUUGAAAGCUUGGUGUAUAGAGAUGGCGACGUUGUUGGUGCUCGGACCGAAGACGGCCUAACUCAUUAUGCCCAUCAUACCAUUCUCGCUGCAGGUGCUGGCAGUGAUCGCUUGCUGGAUUUUAAAAAGCAGUUGCGUCCAACUGCCUGGACGUUGAGCCAUAUCCAGUUGACUCCCGAGGAGGCCCAAAUGUAUCGAAAUCUCCCCGUUUUGUUCAAUAUCGCGAAAGGCUUCUUUAUGGAGCCGGACGAGGAGAAGAACGAGCUUAAGAUCUGCGAUGAGCAUCCGGGAUACUGCAAUUUCAUUGCAGAUCCUGCUCAUCAGUGCGAGAAGAGAAGUGUUCCAUUUGCCAAGAAACAAAUUCCCCUCGAGGCCGAAAAACGAGCCCGAGAUUUCUUGCGCGACACUAUGCCGCAUCUCGCUGAUCGACCUUUCUCGUUUGCUCGUAUCUGCUGGGAUGCAGAUACGGUGGAUCGCGCGUUCCUAAUUGACCGACACCCCGAACAUGCUUCUCUAGUUGUUGCCGUUGGGGGAUCAGGUAACGGGGCUAUGCAAAUGCCUGCGAUCGGCGCGUUUAUCGCAGAUACACUGGAGGGAAGGUUACAGAAAGAGCUGAAGGAGGUCGUCAGAUGGCGACCUGAGAUUGCAGUCGACCGAGACUGGUGGUCUACGCAGAAUCGGUUUGGGGGACCUAACAUAUUGAUGGAUUUUCAAGAUGUGAAGGAUAAUGAAUGGACUCAUAUUGCAUAG